Messenger RNA from Polypterus senegalus (gray bichir), 858 nucleotides. RefSeq names its product E3 ubiquitin/ISG15 ligase TRIM25-like. NCBI's taxonomy places the organism in Eukaryota, Metazoa, Chordata, Cladistia, Polypteriformes, Polypteridae. Bases 1 to 858 code for a protein of 285 amino acids. Gene Ontology annotation, molecular function: zinc ion binding. The record is from RefSeq and is a predicted model, not a curated record. The transcript has 4 exons.
AUGGCUGAAGCCCAGCUGCGUGGAUUACUUGACGAGUUCACCUGCUCGGUGUGUCUGGACACCCUGACUGACCCCGUCACCAUCCCCUGUGGUCACAGUUUCUGUCUGAAGUGCCUCAUGGACUGCUGGGAUCAGAGCCAAGUGUGCAGCUGCCCUCAGUGCAGAGAAAACUUCACCACGAGGCCUGCUCUGCAAAGAAAUAGUCUGCUGAAUGAUGUCAUCAUGAAAUUUAAGAGACCAAGAAUCAGUCCUCCUCCUCCUCAGAAUUAUGCCAGCUUUGGAGAAGUGGAGUGUGACUUCUGUACUGGGAAGAAGUUCAGAGCGGUGAAGUCCUGUCUAACCUGCCUGGCCUCCUACUGUCAGACUCACCUGCAGCCUCACUAUGAAGGAGACGCCCUGAAGCAUCACAAGCUGGUUGAUCCUGAUAGCAAUCUGAAGGAGAAACUCUGUGAGAUACAUCAGAAAAGUCUGGAGAUGUUCUGUAAAACUGAUGAUUCCUGUAUCUGCAUGAUGUGUGUGGUGACUGGACAUGAUGGGCAUAAAAUGGUCAAGCUGGAGACGGAAAGGGAAGAAAAGCAGAAACAGCUGGGGGCGACAUUGAGUGACAUCAAGAGGGGACUUGAGGAGAGAGAGAAGAUAAUGAAGGAGACGAGGAAGGCGAUGGAGGAGAUGAAGAUGUCCGUGGUAAGAGAGGUGGAGGAAAAUGAGAAGAGCUUCACUGAUCUGAUACAGUGCAUCGAGAAAGCCCACAAGAAACUGACUGAGAGGAUCAGGGAACAAGAAAAGAGAGAGAUGGAGAAGGCUGAAGGAGUCAUGGAGCAACUGGAGAAGGAAGUCAUGUCUCCCACCGACAUUUAA